UAACGAUAAGUAUGGAGCCAAGAAUACAAGAAGAACUCGAUCAUAUAGAUCAGCUUAACAAAGAGAGGUACCUUACGAGGUCUGAGUUGAUCACAAAGAUUAAUUUCCCUGAGAACUCCCCCAACCUAGUGGUCAUCCAGUCUAAUGGCGAAGGAAUGGGCUUUUUAAAAGGAGAAGGAGUUUAUGACAGUAGGUACCUUGCUGGAAUACUCACUAAGGACAAGUUUGAUACUGUCCUCACUGAAGCCUCCCAACUAAUGGGUAAAGUAUACUCUAAAUAAAAGGAAAAUGGACAGUCAGGGAAUUCCUUUGUGGUAUAAGCUUACGUUAUUGCUAGCGAUGAUAAUUGCGAUCCCUUUCCUAAUUAUGGCUUACUAUCUUCCAGAAAAUGAUCUUUGGUAUAAAGUAUUCACAUUUGUACUGCUAGGUAUCUCUCUGACUUUAGUAUGCACUAUCAGCCUGAUCAAUUUCUUCAAGACCAUGGAUGAGUCAGCUUAUGAAGACCCCGGAGGCAACCUUAAUAGAAUGAUUCAGGAGAAAGUUGGAGCUUAUUUUAAGAAUUUAAAUGAAACUGAAUAUAAAGAAAAAGGAAUGGAAUGGUAUCUUGUACCUGGUCAUUACUGGCUCGAGUUAAGAAUCCAUAGAAGAAGAAACAACUUCGUCGACGAAGCUGAUCACAACCAAAUAGUAACCCAUCCACAAGAGACCGAACAUAACCUGAAUAAAACCCCAAAGAAAAGAGAAGAAUUCAAGACCGAAGAGCCUAUAGGUAGAAACAGUAGUGAUAUACAAAAUCUCGAUAAUUUGCCUGAUAAUUAAACCUUAGAUUCCCAAAACCCUCAUUAUCUCC
Messenger RNA from Moneuplotes crassus, 850 nucleotides. Lineage: Eukaryota; Ciliophora; Spirotrichea; Euplotida; Euplotidae. The record is from the annotation of a GenBank genome assembly.